AUGUCUGGCCGUGGCAAGAGCGGCGGUAAGGCCCGGGCGAAGGCCAAGUCCCGCUCGUCGCGGGCCGGGCUGCAGUUCCCCGUGGGGCGCGUGCACCGGCUGCUGCGGCGCGGGCACUACGCGGAGCGGGUGGGCGCCGGCGCACCCGUGUACCUGGCGGCCGUGCUGGAGUACCUGACGGCCGAGAUCCUGGAGCUGGCGGGCAACGCGGCCCGCGACAACAAGAAGACGCGCAUCAUCCCGCGACACCUGCAGCUGGCUGUGCGCAAUGACGAGGAGCUGAACAAGCUGCUGGGCGGCGUCACCAUCGCGCAGGGCGGCGUGCUGCCCAACAUCCAGGCCGUGCUGCUGCCCAAGAAGACGGGCGGCGGCGCCGCGGGGCCCGCCAAGGCUGGCAAGAAGGGCGGGGGGCAGCAGUCGCAGGAGUACUGA
This is a messenger RNA of Nothoprocta perdicaria, 432 nucleotides long. RefSeq names its product histone H2A. NCBI's taxonomy places the organism in Eukaryota, Metazoa, Chordata, Aves, Tinamiformes, Tinamidae. Gene Ontology annotation, cellular component: nucleosome. Gene Ontology annotation, molecular function: DNA binding; protein heterodimerization activity; structural constituent of chromatin. The record is from RefSeq and is a predicted model, not a curated record. The coding region runs from base 1 to 432 and encodes 143 amino acids. The transcript has a single exon.